AUGACAAUAAUUCGUCUGGCUCUUCUCAUAUUUCUCCAUCUAUUAUACCAUAUUCAACUAUGCUCCUCGAGCUACGGUCAAGUUUGUCUUGGCCUGUGUCAUUGUAUUCGAGACACUGUCGAUUGUUCGAGUCUUGAUCUAGCCGAGAUUCCGACGACGAUUCCGAACAAUACGAGAAUUUUGAUUUUGAGUGAUAAUGAGAUUGAGGAUGUUGAUGGGGUGCGAUUGGAACGAUUUGGUUUUUUGCAUACGUUGUGAGUGAGGGGGGAAAGGGACCACCCACGAAGCCUCCACACGCAACGCAGACCGCGUCGCACAAGGGAACGAUUCAAAUUCCCUCCCUUUUUUGUGUGUGUUGUGGCGCGAGGCGGUCUGCGUUGCGUGUUUAUUUAGCGCGUGAGAUUUUCGAUAAUAAUUCAUAUUAGACUACUGUAGUGUUUGUUGUGUGCAAUUGUGCGUCGUGGUGUAUGUGUGUGUGUACCGCGCUUUUCAAACCGUUUGAAUUUAUUCAAUUUUUUUCUUGAACUUUGGGAAAAACUAUAAGUUUUUCAUAUUUUUUGACAUUUUUUUCAUUUCUGUGUUAUAGUUCUACAUCGACUAAAUGACAUUUUCAUGUUUUUUAAGCAAAUGAGUUGAAAUAUUGGGUUUUAAUGUUAUUCAUAUGAUAGAAUGGUCUAAGACGAACAAAAUGAUAUAAAUUUUGAUGACUUUACCUUAUCCAUAAGUGAUUUAGCGACUUAUCGACUAAACCUCGCUAAAUCACUUAUGGAUAGCGUAAAGUCAUCAAAAUUUAUAUCAUUCUGUUCGUCUUAGGCCAUUCUAUCAUAUGAAUAACAUUAGAACCCAAUAUUUUUAUUCAUUUGCUUGAAAAACUUGAAAACUUCAUUUAGUCGACCUAACAUUCAAUAAAUCCCCCUUUUUUCCCAAUUCCAAGUCUUCCCAAAAAGUUUUUCGAGAAAAAAAGAAAGUGAUCGUAAAUGAUGUCGUAAAAUAAAAUAAAUUAACACCGUUUCGUUUACAAGACAAUGACCAGAAAUCAUCGAACAAAAUUCAAUUUUGAAUUCAAUUUUCCAGAGAUCUGUCAAACAAUUUGAUUCGCUCAAUACCUGCUGAGUUCUUCUCAAACGCUCCAUCAAGUCUUCGAGUAAUCAACUUGCGAAAAAAUCGACUUUCACGAAUUCCCACAGGAUUUUUGGCGAACGUUGAUCGUCUUGAUCUUCGAUCGAAUCUUAUCAACAGCAUCUCGCCGGAUGAAUUCAGCCAACUUGCCAAUAUUCGACAUGUUGAUUUGUCAAGAAAUCUGAUUUCGAAUCUUCCAAAAGUUCCAGUCACUGGGAAUAUCACUAAAAUUGAGAGAUUGUUGGUUUUUUUCAGAUUUUUCGGUGGAAAAUCACGAUUUUUUCAGGGAUCUCGCAUCCAACGCAAUUCUCGACAUAUUUUCCGACACAUUUUUAUCAUUUCAAUCGCUGGUAUCUUUAAAAUUAUCUCGAAAUCGAAUCAGUUCAUUGUCACAAUACGCGUUUUCAAGGCUUUUACAUUUAGAAACUAUGUAAGUUUUUUUGGGCCCCCCCCAAAGGGGGGGAUGACCGUAGUUCCCUUCGCGACGAGACACACACCUUCACAAAAAUCGAUGCGCCUUUAAUUUUGUUAUCAAUUUCGUUGAUUUUUCAUUGAAAACCUCGAAAAUCCGGGAAAAAACCGUAGUUUUUGAAAGGCGCAGCACCCUGAAACACACACUGGGUCUCGUCGCGACCAAAGAACUACGGUAGAUAUUUUUUGCAUUUAUCUGACGAUUUUUUCCAGAGAUCUCACACGAAACCUCAUUCGGGAAGUCAAAUAUUUUGCGUUCAAUCAAUUGCCGGCGCUUAAAAAUGUUACUAUUUCCAAAAAUGAUAUCUACAGGUUGGUUUGGGCCCCAUUUUAUUAUCGAAAAUCUCACGCGCUCCACCGAAAUGAACACGCAACGCAGACCGCGUCGCGCCACAACCAAAAGGGAGGGAAUUUGAAUCGUUCCCUUGUGUUGUGGCGCGGCGCGGUCUGCGUUGCGUGUGGAGCGCGUGGAGUACCGAUGAUAUAUUCGACAUUUUUGGUGCGAGAAAAUAAGAGCGCGGUGGCCGAGUGGUUAGCGCGCGUGCCUAUUAUUGGUAAAGCCAGGGUUCGACCCCCACCCGCCGCACAAAUUUUUAUUUUUUUCAUAUUGCAGACUGGAUGACGGAAUUUUCUACGCUUGCGAAAAUGUUCAACGCCUAAACCUAGCCAACAAUCGAAUCCAAUCUGUCACCAUCGGAUGGCUUUUCGGAUUAACCAACCUGCAACAUCUAGACCUAUCAUUCAAUCAAAUCCAAUCAUUUGACAUUAAUUCAUGGUCUCACACACCAAACCUCAAAUGGCUUAACCUCCAUUCCAAUCGCAUUCAAUCCUUACCAUCUCGAUCAUUUCGUGCUCUUCGAAAAUUGGAAGAACUCACACUUUCCGCAAAUUCAAUCAAUAGUUUACACAAAUUCGCUUUGGUUGGGAUGGAUAAUUUGCAUCGAUUGGAUUUGUCAUCGAAUACUUUAGCUGUUUGUGUUGAAGAUGGUGCUGUGUUAUAUAAUACAUCGAUGCCAUUCUUGAGAUCGUUGCGAUUCACCAAUAAUCAAUUGAGAGUUAUUCCAAGUCGUGCUUUUGAAAGGUUUCCCGCUUUGGAGGAACUUGAUAUUACUGGAAAUCCGAUUGCUACUAUUCAUCCGGACGCUUUUGAACCACUCGAUUUGAAAAGAUUGUGAGCUAAUUUUUUUUGAAAAAAAAAAUAAAAAGAAAACAACGAGACUCCGCGUUGACGACACCGCGCGUGGUUUAAUUUUUUUUUUUCGCGGCAAAAUGGGAUUUUUCGCAGUUGCCAUAUUUCGGCGAAUGAAAAUCAAUAAAUUUUGGACCUGGGACCAUGGAAAUCUAUGAUUUUCUACACCUAAAGGUUUCUAGACUUAAAUUUCAUGAAAAAUAGGCUUUCUUGGAUCCUGAAACGAUUUUUGAGCCAUAAUUCACUACAAAUCAUCAAAUUUCGAUGAUUUUGAUAUGAAAUUCAGGAAAAUUGAUGAAUUUUGGACCUGGGACCAUGGAAAUCUAUGAUUUUCUAGACCUAAAGGUUUCUAGACCUAAAUUUCAUGAAAAAUAGGCUUUCUUGGGUCCUGAAACGAUUUUUUGAGCCAAAAUUCACUGAAAAUCAUCAAAUUUCGAUGAUUUUGACUUACAAUUCAGGAAAAUCGAUGAAUUUUGGACCUGGGACCAUCUGAAAAAUGCAUUUUUGACAAAUUUUAGUCUGGACCUAAAAUUUCAUGAAAAAUAGGCUUUCUUGGGUCCUGGAACGAUUUUUGAGCCAAAAUUCACUGAAAAUCAUCAAAUUUCGAUGAUUUUAACCUGAAAUUCAGGAAAAUCGAUAAAUUUAGGACCUGGGACCAUGGAAAUCUAUGAUUUUCUAGACCUAAAGGUUUCUAGACCUAAAAUUGAUGAAAAUAGGCUUUCUUGGGUCCUGAAACGAUUUUUUCAAAAUUCACUUCAUCAAAUUUCGAUGAUUUUGACCUAUUCAGUCGAUGAAUUUUGGACCUGGGACCAUUAAAAAAAUGGGAAUUUAAACCUUUUUUCUGAAGAGGAAUGAUGUUAAUUCCAUAUUUCUUCAAAAGAAAACUGAUUUUCCUAUGAAAAUAGUGUGUUUUUGGCCGAAAAAUGCUAAAAAAUCAUUUUUCAAUGGUCCCAGGUCCAAAAUUUAUCAAUUUUCCUGAAUUCUAGGUCAAAAUCAUCGAAAUUUGAUGAUUUUGAGUGAAUUUUGGCUCAAAAAUCGUUUCAGUACCCAAGAAAGCCUAUUUUUCAUGAAAUUUAGGUCUAGAAACCGUUCCAGACUGAAUAUUUGAUUUCCAGAUUCAUGAACUCUUCCUCAAUACUUUGCGAUUGUCAAAUAAGUUGGCUGGCUCCCUGGAUUGUUAAACUCAAAUUGGAUCGAUCGAAAAUCAUUGCAAAAUGUUCGUAUCCAUCGGUUAUGCAGAAUUUAGAUGUUAUGGCUAUUGAUAGAUCGAAUCUGACGUGUUGUGAGUGGUUUUUCGGGGAAAAUGAUGAAUUUUGAGUCAAAAUUCAGAAAAUUCUGAUAUAAAGUAUGCCUUUUCACGAAAAGUCAAAAAAAAUUUCACGAAAAGUGAAAAAAUUCACGAAAAGUGAAAAAAUUCACGAAAAGUCAAAAAAUUCACGAAAAGUCAAAAAAUUCACGAAAAGUCAAAAAAUUCACGAAAAGUCAAAAAAUUCACGAAAAAUCAAAAAAUUCACGAAAAAUCAAAAAAUUCACGAAAAAUCAAAAAAUGUCGAAAAAACAUUGUAGGUCAAAAUUAGUUUUUCAAGGUUUUUCAGCCAAAAAUGAUGACAAAUCAAUAUUUUUGAAGAUUCUGGAGUAAUUUCUGAUUAAAAUUGACUUUGGAAUUCACUUUCCAGAAGGUUUUGCUGAUUUUCAUCAGAAAUUACUCCAGAAGAUUGAAAAAUAUCGAUUUGUCAUCAUUUUUGGCUGAAAACCCUUGAAAAAACUAAUGUUUUUUCGACAUUUUUUGACUUUUCGUGAAUUUUUUGACUUUUCGUGAAUUUUUUGACUUUUCUUGAAUUUUUUGACUUUUCUUGAAUUUUUUGACUUUUCGUGAAUUUUUUGAAUUUUUUGACUUUUCGUGAAUUUUUUGAAUUUUUUUUGAAUUUUUUGACUUUUCGUGAAUUUUUUGUAUUUUCGUGAAUUUUUUGAAUUUUUUUUGAAAUUUUUGAAUUUUUUUGAAUCUAAAUUUUUACAGUAGACGAUUCGCCGCGUCCAAAAAUCGUCGCCCAACCCGAAUCGCAAAAUUCAAUAGUCUCCCAAAGAAGUCGAUUCACUUGUAAUGCUUAUGGCGAAGGACCACUGGAAAUUGAGUGGCGAGUUGUGGAAAAUGGUCAAGCCCGAGUUUUGGAUCAAGAUACGGUCACUUUUAUGACGGUGAACACAACUGCAAUCAUCAAUGGCACCAUGGAUUUUCGAGAAUUGGCAGCGGCCGAAUUAAUUCUUGAUAAUGUCACACUUUCUGAUAGUUUAGAAUAUCAAUGUGUUGCGCGAAAUCGUUUUGGAUCAGAUUUCUCGAAACACGUUGAGCUUCAUGUUCAUGAGCCACCGGUUUUCACGAGCACACCAAGUGAUAUGAUACUUUUAACCGGGCAAAGUGCGAAAUUUGAAUGUGCCGCAAUGGGAACACCAUCUCCUACCCUGAAAUGGGCAUUUGAUCGAGGCCUUUUUCCGGCGGCGGAAAGUCGGAGGCUAUAUGUGAUACCUAAUGAUGAUCAUAUUUAUAUUAUGAAUGUUACGAUGGCUGAUGAGGGAGUUUAUUCGUGUCAUGCGAUGAAUCCGGCUGGUUCGAUUCAAUCGAGCGCGCGAUUGACGGUUUUUCGUGAGUUGCGGGAGCAUUUUUUUGCUCGAAAAGACCUAGUUGUCAAGGAUCAGCGCCUAGUGAUUCACUAUGUCUAGUAGCCGCGCCUAGACACUCUGAUUUUCAAGGAGCCGGGCCUAGUGAUUCACUAUGCCUAGUAGCCUCCCCUAGAUAACCUUGUUCUCAAGUCACCACGUCUAGAAACUCUGAUUUGUCAAGGAUCAGCGCCUAGAAAUGCCUAGUGAGAAGGAGCCGCGCCUUGAGAGUCUAUGUCAAGUGGCUGAGUCUAGAAGUCCUAGUUUUUAAGUAACCGCCCCUAGAAAGCUCAAUUGUAUAGGAUCAGCGCCUGGAGAAACUAAGUGUCUAGAAGCGGAGUCUGGUGGUUCACUAUGCCAAGGAGCCGCGCCUUGAGAGAGUCUAUGUCAAGUGGCUGAGUCUAGAAGUUCUAGUUGUCAAGAAGCCACCCCUAGAAAGCUCGAUCGUAUAGGAUCAGCGCCUAGAGAGCCUUGUUCUCAAGUCACCAUGUCUAGACACUCCAAUUUUCAAGGGUCGACGCUUAGAGAUGCAUAGUGAGAAGGAGCCGCCCGUAGAUAGCCUUGUUCUCAAGUCACCACAUCUAGACACUCCGAUUUUCAAGGGUCAGCGCCUAGAGAUGCAUAAGGAGAAGGAGCGGCGCCUUGAGAAAGUCUAUGCCAAGUGGCCACCCCUAGAAACUCCGAUUUUCAAGAGUCAGCGCCUAGAGAGCGUCUAUGUCUAGUGACCGAGCCUUGAGAAAAUCUAUGUCAAGUAGCCGCGCCUUGAGCCCCCACAGCAUUCCGAACUCUUGUUUUUCACAUAUUUUUUAUUUAUUUAUUCAGCAACCCCCCCUAUUUUUUUCUUGCAGAAAAUGAAUUUCGCACAAUCGUCGACCCAAAAAUAGUUGUUAUUCGCGGCGAAUCUCUGGAAAUUGAUUGUUUUUCGAAUCUAAAAAAUGAAACACAAAAAAUGAUAUGGAAGAAAAAUCAAGAAAUCAUAAAAUGGAUGAAAAAUGACGAGCAAAUGUUGCUCGUCGAAAAUGCACAAUUUUCCGAUUCUGGAGAAUAUAAAUGUGAAUUGUGGGCGAAAGAAGCAACGACGCUUUUGGCUGUUCAAGUCACGAAUGUGACGGUGGUUUUGGAGAGUGGUUAGUUUUUUUUUGGAGAAAAAUGAGCCUAAAUAAGCCUAUUUUAGGCCCGAAAAUUUGGAGAAAAAUGAGCCUAAAUAAGCCUAUUUUCGGGCCGGGAAAUUUGGAGAAAAAUGAGCCUGAAUAAGCCUAUUUUUGGGCCCGAAUUUUGAUGAAAAAUGAGCCUGGAUAAGCCUAUUUUCGGGCCGUAAAAUUUGAUGAAAAAUGGGCCUGAAUAAGCCUAUUUUAAGCCCGAAAAUUUGAUGAAAAUAGGUCUGAAUAAGCCUAUUUUCGGGCCUGAAAAUUUGGAGAAAAAUGAGCCUAAAUAAGCCUAUUUUCAGGCCUGAAAAAAUGAGCCUGAAUAAGCCUAUUUUCGGGCCUAAAAUCUAGGCUAAUUCAGGCUGGAAAUUAGGAAUUUUCAAGCCUAAAAUCUAGCUCAAAAAUCCGAAUUUUCAGGCCCGAAAACCUAGGCUAUUUCAGGCUUGAAAUUGAAAUGUUCAAGCCUGAAAUCUAGGCCUAUUUGUUGAGCCUGAAUAUGAAUAAGACUAUUUUUCAGGCCCGAAAAUCUAGGCUCUUCCAGGCUUGACAUUAAAAAGUUCCAGCCUGAAAUCUAGGCCUAUUUGUUGAGCCUAAAUAAGCCUAUUUUCGGACCGAAAAUUUGGAGAAAAAUGAGCAUGAAUAAGCCUAUUUUCAGGCCCGAAAAUCUAGGCUCUUCCAGGCUCUAAAAUCUGAAUUUUCUGGCUUAAAAUCUAGGCUCUUUUAAGCCUAUUUUUCGGCCCGAAAAUCUAGGAUCUUUCAGGGUUAGAAGUUAAAGUUUCAAGCCUAAAAUCUAGGCCUGAAAAUUCGGAUUUUCAAGCCUAAAAAACCCAUUUCUGUUCCAGAAAUCUCAAAAGCUGAUACAAUUCGACAAAAAGCAGCGAAGCUCAAAACAUUUGCCGUAAAAUUUGCAAAAAAUCCCGAAAAUCAAAGUCUGAUUUAUACAAUUGCCAUAAUAUGUUUAUUGUAAGUUUGAUCUCAGAUCUUCUAGAAUCUGGAGUCUAAAUCUAGAAUCUAGACUUCAGAAUCUAGAAUCCGAACUAGAAUUUUUUUGCAGAAUUUCCUUGGGAUUUUGCACAUCAUUAUCCAUAUGUUCGUACACUUUUUGGAAGCAAAAACAACUGCAAAAAAUAGCCGAAGAAGUUUUUGUUUAA
This is a messenger RNA of Caenorhabditis angaria, 7730 nucleotides long. Lineage: Eukaryota; Metazoa; Nematoda; Chromadorea; Rhabditida; Rhabditidae. The record is from the annotation of a GenBank genome assembly.